AUGCACAUACGACUGCAUUUAGUGCGCUUCAUGUACAUAAAUUUAAUACUAAGCUGCUGUUUCUGGCUAUACGACAAUGUGGCUGCAGCAGAUGCCGUCCCAAAGAGCGGUGAGGGUGGAGGUGGUGCAGAUGCAGAUGCAGCUGCAGCGGCGGCGGCGGCAAAAGCAAGCGCCCAGCAUCGACUUCAGCCUGAGGCGCCACCAAAGCCAGCCACAGUGACGCCGGAGCCACCCCCCGACAGAACAGUGAAAAAGGUGGCCGCCACGGCAGACACACAUCCAGAGGCGGCUGAUAGGGAGCCCCUGGUGGAGUCUGAUUAUGGCAAUGGGCCAAGAACUAGUGAAAAACCCACAAAAGAAAAGGGGGUGGCGGCGACCACCUCUGGCAGGAGGGACACGUCAGUGCAUGGUGGCAACGUUUUGGAGGCGGCGGCGGAAGCACCAGCGCCGUCGCAUAGUUUAGAGCCACCAAAUGAAAAGCAGCAACAGCAGCGGCCGAAGCAGAAAGAGCAGGCAAAAGAGAGGUAA
Molecule: messenger RNA, 528 nt
Organism: Drosophila obscura
Lineage: Eukaryota; Metazoa; Arthropoda; Insecta; Diptera; Drosophilidae
Exons: 3
Coding region: 1-528 (175 amino acids)
Source: RefSeq, a predicted model, not a curated record